CCGAUCGGUACGAUUCCUGCACGUCCUCGCGCGUUACAUAAUGGUGGCCGAGUGAAGACCGUGGGCUCUUGCUCCUCCGAUCGCCGCCGAGACCCGUGAAGAUGUCUGUUGGUAGAAUAAUUACGCGUACGUUUUCCACGUCGACUGCGGCGCAGCAGCUGGUGAAGCCUCCGAUACAAGUUUUCGGACUAGAAGGCAGGUAUGCCAUGGCUCUCUUCUCAGCCGCGUCUAAACAGAAGGCUCUGGACACGGUGGAGAAGGACUUGACCAGUUUCCAGGGUCUCUUGAAGCAAAACGCCACGCUGGUGGACUUCAUAAAGAAUCCCUCGAUAAAGCGGAAGGAUAAGGUGGAGGUUUUCAAGGCAAUCGGGAGCAAGGGCAACAUGAAUCCGGCCACCGAGAAUCUGCUGACGCUGCUCGCGGAGAACGGCCGGCUGCCGAAGCUCAAUGCGAUCAUCAACUCGUACAAGCUGCUAAUGGCUGCUAACCGUGGAGAGGUGGUGUGCGAGGUGACCACCGCGAUUCCGCUCGACGCCGACAUGAAGGGGAAAUUGGAGGCGACGUUGAAGCGUUUGCUGAAGAAGGGUCAGACCAUCUUGCUCACUGCCAAAGUGGACCCUGCCAUCAUCGGCGGUAUGAUCGUAUCGGUAGGUGACCAGUAUGUGGACAUGAGCGUCGCUAGUAAAAUUAAAAUGUACACCAACCUCAUCGAGGCCUCAGCGUAAUGAGGCGCAGUGAGUAUGAAGUAAUGAAGUAAAUUAUUGCGUACUCAUAUACAUAUAUUCGAGUAUCGUGUACAUUACCGGAGAGAAAUAAAAGCUGUACAAUUGAUUAACCUAAA
Molecule: messenger RNA, 841 nt
Organism: Vollenhovia emeryi
Lineage: Eukaryota; Metazoa; Arthropoda; Insecta; Hymenoptera; Formicidae
Gene: ATPsynO
Product: ATP synthase subunit O, mitochondrial
Exons: 4
Coding region: 102-725 (207 amino acids)
Biological process (GO): proton motive force-driven mitochondrial ATP synthesis
Molecular function (GO): proton-transporting ATP synthase activity, rotational mechanism
Source: RefSeq, a predicted model, not a curated record